Molecule: messenger RNA, 2424 nt
Organism: Trichoderma breve
Lineage: Eukaryota; Fungi; Ascomycota; Sordariomycetes; Hypocreales; Hypocreaceae
Product: protein kinase domain-containing protein
Exons: 5
Coding region: 1-2424 (807 amino acids)
Biological process (GO): protein phosphorylation; intracellular signal transduction; regulation of MAPK cascade
Cellular component (GO): cytoplasm
Molecular function (GO): protein serine/threonine kinase activity; ATP binding
Source: RefSeq, a predicted model, not a curated record
AUGGAGCGCCAGAGCCCGCCGUUGAACGGCAAUUCUCAGCGUCGCAAACUCAUCAAGCGGCCCCCCUCGCACCAGCCCUACGGCCGCUCCUCCUCCGGCUACGACACGGAGUCGCUCGACGGCAAAAGCUCCAGCUCGCGCAACCUUCGACGAGCCCCCAGCGCUCCGCCUGUGCGGUCGACGGCCUCAAACGCGUCCAGCGGCUCCCCGCGGCCGCACCCCUCGAGCUUCCAGCAGCGAACGAAUGCAUCGCCAGACCUCAGCGCCCGAUUCCGCCUGAGCGACCCCAACCAGAGCCGCGCCAACGAGGAUCUGAUCGGCGCGCCAUUUGACGGCACUUCGAUCCUCAACCACAUCGAGGCCACCAAGUUCACCACAGUCCAGCAGCCGUCGCUCGUCAAGGCUGCGACCGACCCCCGCUUCACCAGACCGUCGCCCACGACAUCGCCAAGCUACGCUGCCAUGGACCAAGCGCUGGAAAAGGCCCCGACCGGGCGCGUUCCUGACGGCCUCAUGAGCCCCAAGCGCUUCUCCGACGAGGCCAAGGAGGGCAGAAAUCCGCGCAAGAAGUCGGGCUUCUCCGGCUUUGUUAACAGCCUGGUCGGCUCUCAAAAGAAGCCUAUAAUAUCUGCGCCCGAGAACCCUGUUCAUGUGACGCAUGUGGGCUACGACAGCACGACCGGCCAGUUUACCGGACUUCCCAAAGAAUGGCAGCGACUCAUUAACGAAAGUGGCAUCUCCGAGAAGGAGAGGAGAGAGAACCCUCAGACCAUGGUUGAUAUCCUGCAAUUCUACAAAGAAACCACCGAGCGGCCACCCGAAGAUCAGUCUCUCGAAAAGUUUCACAAUGCAGCAGCCACAGAUUCUCGCCAGUAUGGCGUCUCUCCGACAUCACCAAACACAUAUCCCAGCAAUUACUUUGGAAGCUUUGAGAAUCCCCGGGCACCACCUCCCGUCCCUGCCGGUAGUAGAACUCAUGGCGCCGGCCCCAUCAAGGAGAUCAUGCCGAGCCGACCGGCGCCGAAGCCUCCAAUCAGCAUGAACAACAGGCCACUCCCACCUGGCGCAUAUGCGGCAAAGGACUCUGGUAUCGGCAUGGCGCAGCCUUUGGACGAUGCCUCCUCCAGCAGUUAUGGCCAUUCUCAAGAAAGCACUCCAAUGCUUCCAGAGGAGCACAGAUCACGAUCCAACUCUCGCACCAACGGCUUGUCACCUUACACUCCGCAGACCCCUUCUCUCAGUCCCGCCACCCAGGCCAAUGUAUACCAGCAACAGUUGAUGCAGCAGCAGCAGGAGCAGGCCAUGGCUCAGGCCCAAGCAGCCAUGACUGGACAGCUUGCCCGGGCCCCCAGCAAGAGACAGCCGUCCCCGCACAUGGCAGCUCCCACGGCCGCUACCGGAUACGCUCGCACUCCGGAAGCCAAUGGCCAUCACGCUGCGCAGCGACAGCAACCCAGCCCCGGCGCACCAGCGGCUGCCGCCAGUGCGCGCCCGAGACAACGAGUCCGCCAGAGCAAUGGCAUGGACGUCGUGGCUUCCCUCAGGCGGAUAUGCAGCGAAGGCGACCCGCGCAACAUUUACAGAGGCUUCACCAAGAUUGGACAGGGUGCUUCUGGUGGAGUGUACACGGGUCAUGAGAGGGGAACUAACCGGUUGGUGGCUAUUAAGCAGAUGAACCUGGAGCAGCAACCGAAGAAGGACCUCAUCAUCAACGAAAUCCUCGUCAUGAAGGACAGCUCUCACCCCAACAUUGUCAACUUUAUUGACAGCUACCUCUGUGACGGCGAGCUUUGGGUCGUCAUGGAGUACAUGGAGGGCGGCAGUCUAACAGACGUUGUGACUUUUAACAUCAUGACGGAGGGACAGAUUGCUUCAGUCUGCAGAGAGACGUUGAGAGGACUACAACACUUGCACUCUAAGGGCGUCAUUCACCGUGAUAUCAAGUCUGACAACAUUCUCUUGUCCAGCGAAGGCAACAUUAAGCUCACUGACUUUGGAUUCUGCGCGACCAUCAACGAGGCCCAGAACAAGCGCACCACUAUGGUUGGUACGCCGUACUGGAUGGCCCCUGAAGUCGUCACGCGCAAGGAGUACGGCCGCAAAGUCGACAUCUGGUCUCUUGGCAUCAUGGCUAUUGAGAUGAUUGAGGGCGAACCGCCGUACCUGACAGAAUCGCCUCUUCGCGCUCUGUGGCUGAUUGCUACCAACGGUACGCCACAGAUCAAGAACGAGGGUGACCUGUCAGCGGUGUUUAGAGAUUUCUUGUAUUUUGCAUUGAAGGUGGACCCCGAGAAGAGAGCCAGCGCCCAUGAUUUACUAAGACAUGAAUUCAUGAAACAAUGUGUCGAUCUAUCACAGUUGUCCCCCCUAGUCCGAGCCGCACGAGAACAGCGAGCACAAGAAAAGGCUCGAAAAGGUGCCUAA